Molecule: messenger RNA, 1595 nt
Organism: Colletotrichum scovillei
Lineage: Eukaryota; Fungi; Ascomycota; Sordariomycetes; Glomerellales; Glomerellaceae
Product: transcription initiation factor TFIID subunit 9
Exons: 1
Coding region: 327-1253 (308 amino acids)
Biological process (GO): DNA-templated transcription initiation; RNA polymerase II preinitiation complex assembly
Cellular component (GO): transcription factor TFIID complex; SAGA complex
Molecular function (GO): transcription coactivator activity; RNA polymerase II general transcription initiation factor activity; protein heterodimerization activity
Source: RefSeq, a predicted model, not a curated record
GCGGGUAGCUCUUUCCGCGACCCAACUACCUUAGCCAACUACCUCCCCUACCCUUGAUACCCCCGACUUUCCGGCCUCGCCUUCCCAUUCGGCCCCCCGCGAGCCUUGUACACGAUUUUACGAGUUACAUCAAUUCGUCUGGGUGACUUUCCAAACAUCACGCACCAUCUACACACCACCAGCAGCUACUAUUUAGUCGCGUUGACGAUCGUUAAUCCUCGAACGGUGUCCCGACGGGGAUAUGCCAUCCCGCCAUCAAACCACCAUUGAUACUUCAUAACGAGAUAACACUCUAGCCGCCACGAACACAACACGACACCGCUAUCAUGGCUUCGCAAUCCGCUGACCCGCAAACCAACGGCGUGCCCCCCUCCUCGGCCGCCUCAGCCUCGCAAACCGCACCAAACACCCAAGCAACAGCAACGACAUCAACAGCAGGCUCUCAACCCCCAUCCCAAACCCAACCGACCCAGUCCUCGUCCACCCAACAAACCUCACAGCCAUCACAACAAAAUGCGCAACAGGGCGGCCAACAACAACAGCAGCAGCAGCAACAAUCAUCAAACCCUCUAGCCCCCAACGCCUCGGCCCCGCGACCCCGCGACUCCCGCAUGAUAGAACUCCUCCUCACCUCCCAGGGCGUCACCUCGUACGAGUCCCGCGUGCCCCUCCUCCUCCUCGACUUCGCCUACCGCCACACCUCGAGCAUCCUCUCCGACGCAAUCUACCUCUCGGCGGACCCCUACACCUCCCAAGCCGGCAGCAAAGCAUCAGGUGGCGGCGGCGCGGGCUCCAUCCCCGGCGCGGCAGGCGAUGCCGCCGUCACGGCCAACGCCGUCAAGCUCGCCAUCGCCGCCAGGCUGGGCUACCAGUUCCGCGGGGGUGGCGGUGCCGGCGGCGUCAGCAAGGACUGGCUGCAGGAGCUCGCGCGCGAGCGCAACAAGACGGCGCUGCCCAAGGUCGCGCAGAACGAGUGGGGUCUCAGGUUGCCGAGCGAGCGUUUUGUUCUGAGCGGCGUCAGCUGGGGUCUCAAGGAAGCGUGGGAGGAAGCGGGCAUGGACGAAGACGAAGAGGAAGACGACGAGGACGGUGCUGCUGCCGCACCGGGCGGUGAUGGGGCAAUGGAAGGCGUUGAGGCGACGAAUGCGACGGCGGACGAGGAUAUCGGCGGCGAUGGCGUCGAGGGCGGUACGAUGGAGGACGUGUUUGGCAAGGACGUGGAUGAGGAUGCGGAGAUGGAGGGCACUUCUUAGGACUCGGGCCACUCGGUGAACUUGGAGCACUCGGAGUCCACGAUGGACGUACUUUACGGGCAGGUACCUCAAUGGCAGGGUGAAUGAGGGGCAUUGGUAGUAACGGCGACCAAGGUAGCCAGGGGUACAUAUUUUGGUCUAUGGUCGAUUAGACGCGGAAUGAUAAAAAACGUCUUGCCUUAAGGGCCGGGUUGAGGAAAAAGAGGCUCUUUUGAAUUCGUAUCCAUCUUUCUGGAACCGGUCACAAGAGAACGAUGCGACCCAGAGUAUGGGUAUGCUGGGCCAAAUGCGGUGUAUACUUACAGUGGUCUGCGAUAGAGAUUAAAAUCAAGACAAUUACAG